This is a messenger RNA of Naegleria fowleri, 1464 nucleotides long. RefSeq lists its product as uncharacterized. The transcript has 6 exons. The record is from RefSeq and is a predicted model, not a curated record. NCBI's taxonomy places the organism in Eukaryota, Heterolobosea, Eutetramitea, Acrasida, Naegleriidae. The coding region runs from base 1 to 1464 and encodes 487 amino acids. Gene Ontology annotation, molecular function: NAD+ poly-ADP-ribosyltransferase activity.
AUGAAGAAGGCAAAAUCUGGCAACUCCAAUGUACCUCCACGAACCUCUCACAACAACUCAUCCGAUCAAAAACUUCUCCACAAAAGUGAUGCUAUUGAUGAUAUUGAAAUUUUGUGCAAGAAUUUAUCAAAUCCGAAAUUAAUUGCACUUCUCAGUUUUCAUAAACGAUAUUUAGAGGAGGAAUUGGAAUGUAUACAAGAAGAUGAAAGACUUUUGAAGAAAUCCGCCAAUAGUGGUGCAAACUCCAAACGCACACACGAUCCACUGAAAGGAAAACUUGAUGCAUUGAAAGAUAUUUAUGAAAUGUUUCCGAAUAUUCCUGUACCGAGAAUUAAUAUCAUUUAUGAUGAAGUAUGUGAUGGCCGUGUCGAUGGAUUGGUGGAUGUCUUGUUAGGUCUUGAUCCGAAUGAAGUUCAAUUCACGGAUGAUCUGAUCCCUUCUGAGGAGAGUCAACAGAUAGAGGAGAGCUCCACGCAUUCGUUUGCACAACAAUCACAAAUGGAAUUGCUCCACAAGAGAUGGGAUAUAUCGCAAUACAUUACAUUUGAUAUUGAUCCAACCAUUACAGAACUUGAAAUUGAUUAUUUAAAUGCGGUGAAAAUGAAAAAUUUGGCAUUCCAAGAAUAUGGCUUUGAAGAAAUAGAGGAAACUCAUUCCAGUCAACAAGAAUCUGUCAAUUUGGAUGAACUGCCAGAGCAUGAGAGAGAAUUUUACUUGGAAAUGAAAUUGAAAAAGGAACAAAUCAAAAAAGAACGUCAAUUUAUUAUUGACAAGAUGAGAGAAACAAAACUUGCAAGAAAUGUAAAACUCUAUUGCAAGGGUGAAGAAGAAUAUUUAGCCAAAAAUACUUCCGAAUUGAAGAGAUAUAUGUUUACGAGAACCAUUGAAUUUGAUCUUGAGGCUGAGUAUAUUCAUUUUAGAAUUGUGGAGUCACAAUUUCACAGAUUAUUAGCUCGAUACAUGUACGGCAAUCAAAUGGUUCCUUAUGAGCUAACACAAGUGGAAUAUGUUGUAAAUCCAGAAAUCGUUCGUAAUUUUUAUAAUUGUAAAAAGGAACUCGCCAAAAAACACAACUUUUUAUACGAGUCGAUGAAUUGCUAUUUACUAUUCCAUGGAACUUCAGAAGCCAACAUGGAAAAUAUUUUAAAAACAAACUUUUUGUUGAGUAAGGUGGGCUCUUCAACAGAUAUGGGCUUUUAUGGCAAAGGUUUUUACUUUAGCGAGUCACCUCUCAUGUCCAUAUCCUACUCGAGAGGAAAUCCAUAUUUAUUAGUUUGUUUGGUGAUGGUGGGAAAGGCAUUCCACAUGACAACCGUUCAAACAGGUAGACCAUUGGAAAAUGGUUACGAUAGUCACGUUUCACCAGACGGCUGUUCUGAGGUGAUUAUUUUCAAUCCCCAUCAAGUAAUUCCAAUGUACAAGGUAAAAUGGCGAAAUAUUGGAAAUGUCAAUAACUAUUAUUAA